AAAAAAAGAGAGAAAGAAACAUAUUGUUUCCGAUGGCUCUGCGUGGAGAUGAGUCUGAGUUUAUGAACCUAAGAGAAUGGGAUCGAAGAGCUCGAUUAAUCCGAGAAAAACAGACUUCUAGAAGGUUUUCUGCUUCAUACAUUGGAAGCUUCCGAGAAGAUCAUCACAAGUCUUCUUCUACUAGAACAAACUUUAACAUCUCUAGUACUGCCUCAUCUCCUGGUUACACUCUCAAAGAAGAGAUUGAUCCAUCAACAUAUUCCUUCACCAAUGCACUCAAGGCAUUACAAGCGAAGACAAUGUUCAAUAACAGAGAUUGGUUAACACAAGAAGGGUUUGCUUUGAACUCGAAGUGGAAUGAAGCAGAGAAAUAUAUAUGCAAUCCAUUAUCUGGAGAAGUUCCAAUGGAGUGUUUGUCUUAUAAAACAUUAAGUUCAAGAUCUUUCAGAAACUUGACCACCACCAUGUCUCCUCCUCUUCACUACCCUGACCCCAAUCCAUCGACAAAUAUUGGUCAAAACAAACCCAAUAAUUAUCCUAACGUUAGAGUCAUUCACGAGGAUCUUUAUGCUCCUGGUGCUGUUCUUGUUCGAGUAGAAAAGAAAGCUAUGGGGCUGAAACGAGAUGUGGGUACGUCGGUGGAUCUUAGCUCCGGUAGCCCUAGUCCGGCAAAGACGCCUCCGAUCAUGGAACGGUCUCUGAAACGACACGUGGAAGCUAAUGAUUCGCCAAUAGAUUUCAAUAUCAAAUUGGAAAGUCAACAAGAGGAUAUGAAAUUGGAAGAGAUAGAGAAAGAAGAAGAGAAGCAAGAGAAGAGUAAAGAAGAAGAGAAACAAGAGAUGACUCAGAUGAGUAAAGAAGAAGGAGACGAGAAUCAAGAGAUAAGUGAAGAAGAAGAAACAAAGAAGCACAAGAGAGGAAGUGGAUGCUUCUCAUGGGUGAGAUCAGGACAAAGACAAGCAAGAAAAUCAAAGUACAUCUUCCCAAUUUGUGUUCCUCAUCUUGUCAAUGGUUGUUGAAAAACCACAAAACAUAAGAGAAUAAUCAACAAACAACAAGAAAGAAAUAAAAAUGUUUGCAGGAAAUAAAAAUGUUUCACCACCUAUUUUCUAUGAUCAUAACAAGAUUACAUAUAGAUUCAUCAUUCAUGGGAGUCUCAAAAGCUUUAACUAUUCUUUUCCUUCCCUUUUCUCUGUAACAAAUGCUUCUCAGCCUUCUCUCUUGAGUCCCUUUUGUGCUUAACUAG
Messenger RNA from Eruca vesicaria subsp. sativa (arugula), 1246 nucleotides. NCBI's taxonomy places the organism in Eukaryota, Viridiplantae, Streptophyta, Magnoliopsida, Brassicales, Brassicaceae. The record is from the annotation of a GenBank genome assembly.